AAUUUUUUUCUGAUUUAUGAUUAUAUAUGUGGAUAAGAAUAACCCAAGUAGAUGCCACUUCACUACAAUACAAUCUCAUUUCAUACAGAUUCCACUCUGCUACCAUGCAAAUUCUUCCCCUUCAUCUGGACCCAACUCAAAUGAACAAGGAGAAGGAUCAGAUGCAUACAGGUAACCAUUAGAAGAUAUGGGAGACUCCCGUAAAGAGAGGACCCAAUCUAUAGUCAAAAGAAAGCAGCUGAAUGGAACAAUCACGAGCAAGACACAAAUUCAAGCAUCAGUCUUCAUGGAGCCACAUGUGCAAGAGGAACAAUUACAUCCUUUUUCAGCUUCAAUGAAUGCUCCAAGUGAAUCCUCCUGUCCCAUUUGCUCAAGCUAUAAUAGUUGCAAAACAGUUCUCUCAAGAACAAAGUUUAUGAAUAUUUUGAUAGAGAAGGGGAAACCUCGUGAAGUCCACUCUGUUUUCAAAGGUUUAACGGAAGAAGGACACAGGCCAACUCUCGUAACGUACACAACUGUUUUAGCUGCUCUUACUCUUGAGAAGCGUUUCAAGUCAAUUCCGUCACUUCUUAAUAAGAUCGAACAGAAUGGACUAAAAGCCGACUCUAUAUUCUUCAAUGCAAUGAUUAAUGCUUUCUCUGAAUCAGGAAACAUUAAGGAAGCAAUGAAAAUAUUACGGAAAAUGAGGGAGAAAGGGUGUAAGCCAACAACCAGUACCUUUAAUACCUUAAUUAAAGGGUUCGGAAUCAUUGGUAAACCCGAAGAAUGUCUGAAACUGUUUGAUAUCAUGUUACAGGAAGAAAAUGUGAAACCAAAUGACAGGACGUAUAAUAUUCUCGUUCGAGCUUGGUGUAACAAGGGAAACAUUUCAGAAGCAUGGAAUGUGGUCUACAAAAUGAUUUCAGCUGGCGUUAAACCUGAUGUUGUGACGUACAAUACAAUAGCAAAGGCUUAUGCCCAGAAUGGUGACACCAGUCGAGCUGAAGCAAUGAUAUUUCAGAUGCUAAACGACAAAGUGAAACCGAACGAGCGGACAUGUGGUAUAAUUGUAAAUGGUUAUUGUGGAGAAGGUAAUAUGACGGAUGCAUUCAGAUUUGUGUACAAGAUGAAGGAUCUUGGAGUGCAUCCAAAUCUUGUCAUAUUCAACUCACUCGUCAAAGGGUUUCUCGACUGUACUGAUCCCGAUGGAGUUGAUGAGACACUGACACUGAUGGAAGAAUUCGGGGUAAAACCUGACGUGGUAACAUUUAGCACUAUAAUGAAUGCAUGGAGUUCUGCUGGACUCAUGGACAAAUGCCAAGAAAUAUUUGACGAUAUGGUUAAGAACGGCAUAGAACCCGACAUUCAUGCAUUUAGCAUUCUCGCAAAAGGCUAUGUGCGUGCCGGGGAACCAGAAAAGGCAGAGGCGCUCCUGAAAGUCAUGGGGUCGUCAAAAGUUCAUCCAAACGUAGUAAUCUUCACUACAAUCAUCAGUGGAUGGUGUAGCACUGGUAAAAUGGAGUAUGCUCUAAGAAUGUACGAGAAAAUGUGUGAGAUGGAUGUAUCCCCAAAUUUGAAGACCUUUGAAACUCUAAUAUGGGGAUACGGGGAAGCAAAACAGCCAUGGAAAGCCGAGGAGUUCCUCCAAAGUAUGGAACAGACGGGUGUGCGUCCUCAGAAGAAAACUAUUCAGCUUGUGGCAGAUGCAUGGCGAGCCAUCGGUUUUCAAAGUGAAUCUGAGAGAAUCUUGAACUUUACUGCAGAAGAUCAGAUAGUUGCAUCGAAUGCUAAUACAGAUGAGACACCAGAGAAUGGCGUAAAAAGGAUUUAUAGUAAAGAAAAACUUGACGGUUCUUAUUCAAAUUUGUCACCGACAUCUGGUACCAUUACAGGAUAUCAGAAUGGAUCAACUGCUAUCAAUUCAAGAAGCCAGAUGGUGCUCAAGAGAUCCAAGUCUUCAUCGGAAUGCCAGAUCACUGCAGUUAAAUCCAUUUUUCGCUUUCGUACUUGUGGGUUCAAAGCAAAAUCACCAUUGGUGUUUUGCAAACAUGAUUAUGUUUUGGUGCGAAGCUAUGGGUACUCUUCAUGUAUGGUGGCGUUUUAAGUUUCAAAAAGCUCGACGUUGCCUUGUGAAUUUCUUGCAUAUUGCAAGAUUAACCAACACAUGUAUCUAUACAUCUUCUAUCUUGUUGGGUUAUUCUAUGACAAUUCAUCUUGUAUCUAUGCGUUUACACCAUGUGGUAAACCUAUUCAUUUCCUAAUUCAGUUUCUGAUUCUCAUUAUUGUU
This is a messenger RNA of Olea europaea var. sylvestris, 2266 nucleotides long. RefSeq names its product pentatricopeptide repeat-containing protein At5g25630-like. The coding region runs from base 188 to 2083 and encodes 631 amino acids. The record is from RefSeq and is a predicted model, not a curated record. NCBI's taxonomy places the organism in Eukaryota, Viridiplantae, Streptophyta, Magnoliopsida, Lamiales, Oleaceae. The transcript has 4 exons. Gene Ontology annotation, molecular function: protein binding.